Prunus armeniaca (apricot) is the source of this 456-nucleotide messenger RNA. NCBI's taxonomy places the organism in Eukaryota, Viridiplantae, Streptophyta, Magnoliopsida, Rosales, Rosaceae. The record is from the annotation of a GenBank genome assembly.
AUGCGCGACGACCGCACACGACGGGCAACCGAGGUUUCGCAACCACCGAUUGUCGUGGCGUGCGUCGCCGAGGACUUGGCAUUUAUGCCAACCGCGCGACGAGGCGCACGGGAGGCCAUCAUCCGCCCCCCGCAAUCCCGAAGGAGUAGAUGGGGGGGGCAACGACGUGUGACGCCCAGGCAGGCGUGCCCUCGGCCUAAUGGCUUCGGGCGCAACUUGCGUUCAAAGACUCGAUGGUUCACGGGAUUCUGCAAUUCACACCAAGUAUCGCAUUUCGCUACGUUCUUCAUCGAUGCGAGAGCCGAGAUAUCCGUUGCCGAGAGUCGUUUUGACAUAUUUGAAGAUGACGACGACACCCGCGCACACCGUUUCCGGGGCGACGGGGACGCGCUCUCUCGUUCAAGUUCCUUGGCGCAAUUCGCGCCGGUGUUCGUUUGUACGCCCGGAAGGGUAUGA